Setaria italica (foxtail millet) is the source of this 733-nucleotide messenger RNA. RefSeq lists its product as uncharacterized. Lineage: Eukaryota; Viridiplantae; Streptophyta; Magnoliopsida; Poales; Poaceae. The coding region runs from base 1 to 669 and encodes 222 amino acids. The record is from RefSeq and is a predicted model, not a curated record. The transcript is spliced from 2 exons.
AUGGCCCUGAUCGACCUCGGGCGAGGCGGCAGCCGCGGCGCGGGCGCGGGCGCGGGUGGCGCGCCGGCCAAGCCGCGGCUCGUGAUGCUCGUCGCCGACCCCUGCCGCGAGUCGACGGCGGCGAUGGAGUGGGCGCUCUCACACGCCAUUGUCGAGGGCGACGACAUCCUGCUCCUCCACGUCAACAUGCCCCACCCCCACAACGGCGCCGCCGGCGGGCACGUGCCCUCGCGCUCGUCGUCCGGCGGGAGCGCCGGCUUCCCGAUCGCGGCGUUCCUCGGCGGGGGCGGCGCCGGCGCCGGCGCCGGCGCGGACGGCGGUGGGGAUUUCAUGGAGGCGAUGCGCGGCGCGUGCAAGGCGCGGUACCCCCGCGCGCGGGUGCACGGGGAGCGCGUCGAGCCCGCCACGGAGGGCCGCGAGGCCAAGGCACAGACCAUCCUCGCCGAGUCCCAGCGCCGCCGCGUCGAGCUCCUCGUCAUCGGCCACCGCCGUGUCUCCUCGUUCCUCGGGUUGAGGAGCUCUAGUGGGUCGAGCCGCGGCCAUGACAGCACGGCGGAGUUCUUGAUCGAGCAUAGCAAGUGCCUGUGCGUGAGCGUGCAGAAGAAGGGCCAGAACGCCGGAUACCUGCUCAACACCAAGACCCACAAGAACUUCUGGCUCCUAGCAUGAGCAUACAUGUACUCGCUCCAUCUUCAAUUGAUGGUUCGGACUUGAUUUGUCUUCAAAUUAGAUA